UGGCAUGCCACAGUAGCUUACUGCAGUAACCUCGUGGGUCUGUGAGGCGUGGCGCCACCCACGUGGCUCUGCCCUCCCUACAGUAUCUAGGCAUCGGAUGGGGCAGGUUUGUCUGGAGCGUGAGGAAGAGGCUGCCUGUGUCAUUAUGUGUGCGUCGGUCAAGUACAAUAUCCGGGGUCCUGCCCUCAUCCCAAGAAUGAAGAGCAAGCACCGAAUCUACUACAUCACCCUCUUCUCCAUUGUCCUCCUGGGCCUCAUUGCCACUGGCAUGUUCCAGUUCUGGCCGCAUUCCAUCGAGUCCUCCAGCGACUGGAGCGUGGAGAAGCGCAGCGUCCGGGACGUGCCCGUGGUCAGGCUGCCCGCCGACAGCCCCAUCCCCGAGCGGGGCGAUCUCAGCUGCAGGAUGCACACGUGCUUUGACGUCUACCGCUGUGGCUUCAACCCAAAGAACAAAAUCAAGGUGUACAUCUACUCUCUGAAGAAGUACGUGGAUGACUUUGGUGUCCCAGUCAGCAACACCAUCUCCCGGGAGUAUAACGAACUGCUCACGGCCAUCUCUGACAGUGACUACUACACCGAUGACAUCAGCCGCGCCUGCCUGUUCGUCCCGUCCAUCGACGUACUUAACCAGAACACGCUCCGCAUUAAGGAGACAGCACAAGCCUUGGCCCAGCUCUCUAGGUGGGAUCGAGGUACAAACCACCUGCUGUUCAACAUGUUGCCUGGAGGUCCCCCUGAUUAUAACACAGCGCUGGAUGUCCCCAGAGACAGGGCUCUAUUGGCUGGUGGUGGCUUUUCUACAUGGACUUACCGGCAAGGCUACGAUGUCAGCAUUCCCGUCUACAGUCCGCUGUCAGCUGAGGUGGACCUUCCAGAGAAAGGACCGGGUCCCCGGAGGUACUUCCUCCUGUCCUCUCAGAUGGCUGUCCACCCUGAGUACAGAGAAGACCUGGAGGCCCUCCAAGCCAGACACGGGGAGGCGGUGUUAGUCCUGGAUAAGUGCACCAACCUCUCAGAGGGCGUCCUCUCCGUCCGUAGGCGCUGCCACAAGCACCAGGUCUUCGAUUACCCCCAGGUGCUGCAGGAGGCCACUUUCUGUGUGGUCCUUCGAGGUGCUCGGCUGGGCCAGGCGGUACUGAGUGACGUUUUACGCGCCGGCUGUGUCCCCGUUGUCAUUGCAGACUCUUACGUUUUGCCUUUCUCGGAAGUUCUUGACUGGAAGAGAGCAUCUGUGGUUGUGCCAGAAGAAAAGAUGUCAGAAGCGUACAGUAUUUUGCAGAGCAUCCCCCAAAGACAGAUUGAAGAAAUGCAGCGGCAGGCACGGUGGUUCUGGGAAGCGUACUUCCAGUCAAUUAAAGCCAUUGCCCUGGCCACUCUGCAGAUCAUCAAUGACCGCAUAUAUCCAUAUGCUGCCCUCUCCUAUGAGGAAUGGAAUGACCCCCCCACUGUGAAGCGGGGCAGUGUGAGCAACCCACUCUUCCUCCCACUGAUUCCACCACAGUCCCAAGGUUUUACCGCCAUCGUCCUCACCUACGACCGAGUGGAGAGCCUCUUCCGGGUCAUCACUGAAGUGUCCAAGGUGCCCAGUCUGUCCAAGCUGCUCGUUGUCUGGAAUAAUCAGAAUAAAAAUCCCCCGGAAGACUCUCUCUGGCCCAAAAUCCGGGUUCCAUUAAAAGUUGUGAGGACUGCUGAAAACAAAUUGAGUAACCGAUUCUUCCCUUACGACGAAAUCGAGACAGAGGCUGUCCUGGCUAUCGACGAUGAUAUCAUCAUGCUGACCUCUGAUGAGCUGCAGUUUGGUUAUGAGGUGUGGCGGGAAUUUCCUGACCGGUUGGUGGGUUACCCAGGUCGUCUGCAUCUCUGGGACCAUGAGAUGAAUAAGUGGAAGUAUGAGUCCGAGUGGACCAAUGAGGUAUCCAUGGUGCUCACGGGGGCAGCGUUUUAUCACAAGUAUUUUAAUUACCUGUAUACCUACAAAAUGCCUGGGGAUAUCAAGAACUGGGUGGAUGCUCAUAUGAACUGUGAAGACAUUGCCAUGAACUUCCUGGUAGCUAACGUCACGGGAAAAGCUGUCAUCAAGGUAACACCGCGAAAGAAAUUCAAGUGUCCUGAGUGCACAGCCAUUGACGGGCUUUCGCUAGACCAGACGCACAUGGUGGAGAGGUCCGAGUGCAUCAACAAGUUUGCUUCAGUCUUCGGGACGAUGCCGCUCAAGGUGGUGGAGCACCGAGCUGACCCUGUCCUGUACAAAGAUGACUUUCCCGAGAAACUGAAGAGCUUCCCCAACAUCGGCAGCUUGUGAAACCCAUCAGUGACGGAGGUCUGAAUGUGACGCGUGGACAAAGUAGGGGAGCACAGCCUCCCGGCACCCUGAUAUCAGGGUGUGGGGGACCUUCAGUUGACACACUGGACUGUGACACCUAACCUGCUUCCUCGGGAACUGGAACCUGAAGAGAGCGUCUAAGCACCUUGAGCGCUGCGUGCACUAUUCUAGUGUUUCUUAUGACCCCGAUGGGUUCUUGCUGGAAAUGCCAAAUGGGAGCCUUUGUGGCAUACUCUGGGUUUAAAUGCAGCCCAGGCUCCCUUUGUUUGCAGGGAACAGUCUGAAAGGAAACUUCACUGACCCUCAGACUGUAGAGCAGACAGAACUGUCAACCAUGUUCGAUCUGGGGAAUCAUGUAAAUCGUGCCCAUAUCUCACCUUUAGCUAUUUCAGAUCAGUGACUUUUUAGGAGGAAAAGCCAAACCAAGAAUUUGGCACAAAAUCCCAGCAGCUUAGAGGGAUUUGACGCAUGCCCUAGGACCUGAGGCGCUGGACCCAGGCGUAGGUGGAGCACCCGGUGCUGAAUUGGGAUCCUGUAAAUUCCAUGAACCAUUCCUCUUUGGUUUGGCUUUUUAAUAUGAUUAAAAUAAUUUUUUAUUCCUUUUUACAAUAUGUCUUAAAUGCUGAUUAUUGGUAACCCAAGGAACUUUCUUUUUUGUGUGUAUUUUACCUCCAUCUUCUGGCCUUAACUCCAGUCUGUUUCCAAACCUCCUACCACGUUCAGGAGGACACACAGCCAAGAGGAAUAUCUGGUGCCAUGUGCCUCACGCAGAAGAAGAUCUCCAAGCUGUAAACAUGCUAAGACAAGAUGUCUCCCCAAACCUCCAAAGGACUCUGUUUGCUUCUUGAUCAGAUCCAGUCAGUUUUUCAUAGGUAUUCUUAGGGAAAAACAGAGGGCCUGUAAUAACCAUACACUGAGUUGCUGUAGCUGGUACCGUGUUGUAAAAGUCGAGGCAGUUGUGAUCCCCACCCCAAGGGGAUUCCAAAAUUUCCCUCCUUCUUUCGGUGUAAACUUAACGUUAGCCAGGGAGGUUCUGGCUAAUGUUAAAUACUGCUAUAACAACUGCUUUGCCAUAGUUGCCGGUAUAUUUAAAUCAUUAAAUUUCAGCAUUUAGUAAUACUGCACAUGUGUGAAUUAUACCUCUUUAAGCCCUGUUGAUGAACAAAUCUACUCUGGCAAAUGUUAGAUGUUAUGGAUUCGAAACAGAUUUAUCUGGCUCUAAUAUUAAGAUUAGCCACAGUUUGGGCUUUAGCCAUAACAUAUGUCCCCAGAACACAAAAUACAGAACAAUUUGCUUG
Molecule: messenger RNA, 3621 nt
Organism: Herpailurus yagouaroundi (jaguarundi)
Lineage: Eukaryota; Metazoa; Chordata; Mammalia; Carnivora; Felidae
Gene: EXT2
Product: exostosin glycosyltransferase 2
Exons: 14
Coding region: 98-2302 (734 amino acids)
Cellular component (GO): membrane
Molecular function (GO): glycosyltransferase activity
Source: RefSeq, a predicted model, not a curated record